Messenger RNA from Peromyscus eremicus (cactus mouse), 1228 nucleotides. It is a transcript of the gene Tmem106c, whose product is annotated as transmembrane protein 106C. NCBI's taxonomy places the organism in Eukaryota, Metazoa, Chordata, Mammalia, Rodentia, Cricetidae. The record is from RefSeq and is a predicted model, not a curated record. The transcript has 7 exons. Bases 75 to 824 code for a protein of 249 amino acids.
UAGUGGCCCGAUAGAGACGCUAACACGCGCUCACUUACCGCAUCCUCCCCUCCUCCCCAUGUAGGAGAUGACACAUGGGGUCUCAGCAUUCCUCCUCUGCCCGUACAUUUUGCCAGCGAAAGAAGGAUGACAGCCCGGAGGACUUGCUGGCUGAUAGAGAGCAGGAGGAAGCCAUCGCUCAGUUCCCCUAUGUGGAAUUCACUGGGAGAAAUAGCAUCACCUGUCACACAUGCCAAGGCGCGGGCUACAUCCCAGCAGAACAACUCAAUGAGUUGGUGGCUUUGAUCCCCCACAGUGACCAGAGGCUGCGUCCUCAGAGAACUAAACAGUAUGUUCUCCUGUCAGUCCUGCUCUGUCUCCUGGCAUCCGGCUUGGUGUUUUUCUUCCUGUUUCCACACUCGGUCCUCGUGGACGACGAUGGCAUCAGGGUGGUGAAAGUCACAUUUAAUAAAGAGGACUCCCUUGUGGUGCUUCAUGUCACGGCCACCCUGAGAAUCAGGAACUCCAACUUCUAUUCUGUGGCAGUGACCAACCUGUUCAGCCAGGUUCAGUACAUGAAAGCCGUGGUCGGCACAUACGUGACCACUAAUGUCUCGCUCAUCCCCCCUCGGAGUGAGCACCCGGUGAAGUUUACAGUGAAGGCUGAGGUCGGAGGACCGUCUUCCUAUGUGUAUUUCUUCUGCACGGUACCUGCCAUCAUGGUACACAACAUCGUGAUCUUCAUGAGGACUUCUGUGAAGAUCUCAUACAUUGGCCACAUAUCCCAGAGCACCUUGGAGACACAACACUAUGUGGAUUGUGGGGCGAAUUCCACAGCUGUUUAGAGCCUGACCUUAGUUCUCCCGUGGCUACACCUGUAGAAAGAAGCUGACAUCUUCCCACAGCCCAGCACCUGUGCUGACCCCGCACGGUGUAAGCAGAGGAGGAAGCGGUUCUCUUAACCCAGAGAAAGCAUCCUUCCGCACUUAGGAGAGAGCUGUCUUCACAGCACUUUGUGUUUUUCUUGGAACCAGCAAAAUCACUGCCCAGUGCCUAGUCCGUGCCUAGCAAUAGCACUCAAUUCCGGCUUGAAGAGUUGAAUUCAGACGUUUGGGCUGUUAUUGAGUCAUUAUAAUAAGUUGAGGUGAACCAGGGUUCUAGCUUUUCAGACCAGAGGGACGUGAAGGUGGGAUGUCGGUGCAGCUGUGGGUAUAUGGAUACCACAUGCCGGUGCACAGAAGCACAGCAA